AUGUCUCGAUCCACACCUCCCCCUUCCUUAUCAGCGGACAGCAAACUCGAAGCAAACAAAGAGAAACCGUAUUUGGCUGAGGACGAGGAGGAUAAGCAGACCUUCGGGUCUAAGGGACCGCCCAUUGUGGCAAACUCGACCACUAAUGGCACAGAGAAGGCGGAUACUUCUGAAGAUGGUGAUACUGUCACUACGCCGAGAGGCGCCAAGGAGCCGCAAAAGCCUGUCCAAUACCCUAAGGGAAUCGAACUGUUCUUCAUCAUGCUAGCACUCGUGCUCAGUAUCACCCUGAUGUCCUUGGAUCAGACCAUUGUUGCAACCGCUGUCCCAAAGAUCACCGACCAAUUCGGCAGACUUCAAGAUAUCUCAUGGUACGGUUCGGCUUACUUCCUGACGCUCGGAGCAUUCCAGUCCAUGUGGGGCAAAGUUUUCAAAUACUUCCCUCUGAAAACCAGUUUUAUGGUGUCGAUACUCAUCUUCGAGAUUGGGAGUUUGAUUAGCGCGGUGGCUCAGAACUCAACGACCGUAAUCGUCGGGCGUGCUAUCGCCGGCCUCGGGGCCUCGGGUGUCGCGCCUGGAGUCUACACGAUUUCCGCCUUUUCCGCUGAGCCCGCGAAAAGAGCCACCUACACAGGGAUCAUUGGUCUCACAUAUGGCGUCGCCGCCGUUGCUGGACCGCUCAUCGGUGGAGCACUUACAGACGCGGCGACUUGGAGGUGGUGUUUUUAUUUCAAUCUCCCAGUCGGAGGGUUGGCCGCUUUUGUGAUCCUGCUCACAUUCAAGACCCCUGCAGCCUUUAAGCAGGUCGAUGCUACGCUCAAGGAGAAGUUUUUGCAAAUGGACUUUCCAGGGACGGCGCUUACAAUGGGGGCAUCCCUCGCAUUGCUUCUGGCUCUUCAGUAUGGCGGUAUAACACAUCCGUGGAAUUCUAGCACUGUCAUCGGCUUACUCGUCGGCUUUGGUCUUAUGGUUCUUGCCCUUAUCGUCCUGGAAUUAUGGCAAGACGAACGCGCCAUGCUGACACCACGCCUUUUACGCCAAAGAUCUGUUUGGGUCAAUGCUUUGUGGGGCUUUUUCUUCGCAGGAUCGUAUUUCAUUACGCUCUACUACCUACCCAUCUACUUUCAAAGCAUCGACAACCGUAGUCCUACUAGCUCGGGCGUUCGUCAAAUUCCUCUGAUCGCCUUGUUCAGCGUGACUACAUUCGGCACCGGUAGAGCAAUCACGAAGACGGGAAUCGCCGCUCCCUAUCUGGUAGCUAGCUCUGUGAUCGUUACGAUCGCUGCUGGUCUGCUCUAUACUCUCGAUAUUGGCACUCCGACAGGCAAAUGGGUUGGCUAUCAGAUCUUGGCUGGCUUCGGAUAUGGCAUGGGCCUCCAAGUCCCAGUCAUUAUUGCGCAGGCUUUUGCUGCGCCAAGCGACAUAGCUCCUGUAACCGCGAUAAUCAUUUUUUUUCGAUCCAUUGGCGCAACAUUCUUGAUCGCAGUCGCCCAGUCCGGCUUCGACAACCAGCUCGUGCACGAGCUUGCCAGCACCGCACCGAGCGUCGAUCCCCACUUAAUAACGGCUACUGGUCCUACAUCCUUGCGCCAGGUGUUUUCUGGGGCGGAACUGGACGGUAUUAUCCGUGCGUACGCAUGGGGCAUUAAAAUUCCAUUUGCAAUAACUAUCGCGGCCUGUGGCAUUACUGCCGUUACCAGCUUAAGCACCAAGUGGACCAAUCUCAAUACCAAGAAAGACGUUCCUUGA
This is a messenger RNA of Paraphaeosphaeria sporulosa, 1749 nucleotides long. Its product is annotated as MFS general substrate transporter. The record is from RefSeq and is a predicted model, not a curated record. The transcript has 4 exons. The coding region runs from base 1 to 1749 and encodes 582 amino acids. Lineage: Eukaryota; Fungi; Ascomycota; Dothideomycetes; Pleosporales; Didymosphaeriaceae. Gene Ontology annotation, biological process: transmembrane transport. Gene Ontology annotation, molecular function: transmembrane transporter activity.